AUGGAACAGCACAUAUCAUUGACGCUGUUUGGGGGACUUUGUUCUGUAAUUGGGACUUCUGAAGUUAUUGCCAUGAGGAGAGAUGUGGCAGACGUAAUAGAGGCGGUAGAACAAAGAGUCAGAUCAAGUGAUGAGAGUAUGAGUAGCAUGGAGAGUGGAAGUCAAAGAGAAGGAUUCCGGCUCAUCGGAUCAGAUUUAGACUCAAUGAAAUGGUUCAACGAUCAUAGAGUGAUUUGGGAAUUUUCUCAGAUACAAUCAUACAAUCCAUCCAGAACAGGGAUUAUUUUUGCUGAUUGCUCCAAAAGUUUACCAGGAUACGCUUUACUUCAGUUUAUUACUUUUAUAAACAAUAAGGAUACUAUAGAAGCACUUGUCGUUAGAAAUGGAGAGUAUUAUAUAUCUAGCUCCAAAUUCAGGCAGAUGGCAUUGAAGUUUUUUUCUCUUAUUAAAUACAGUGCCACAUUACAUGGGCCCUGUGCCAAUUGUUUUAUUGGGCCACUAAAAUAUGACCAAGCUUUCUGUUUCGUCUCUGAUUUUUGGCCCCCAUCUGCGUCCUCAUGGAUAAAAAGAUGCAGUACUUGGCCAAGGCCUGAAGUUGUCCAUGACAUAGUCAAACAUGGAUGCCAUUUUGUGGCAAUAGGUCACAAAAUGGGAAAUCAUGAAGACUUUGAAUGGAGAAUAUCUUUCUCUCUCGCUGAGCAAAAACUGGUGUACUCAAUGAAUCACUGUCAAUUCCUUACUUACGGAUUGUUAAAGUUAUUUCUAAAGGAAGUGAUAAACAAAGGACUAACUGAUAAUGAUAAACAACUCUGUUCAUAUCAUAUGAAAACAGCCGUAUUCUGGGUAAUUCAACAAAACACAGUAUCUUGCUGGUGUCCACAAAAUAUAUUGGAGAAUUUUGAUGUCUGUUUCAAACAUAUUCUGAAAUGGGUUUACAACGGUGUCUGUCCAAACUUUUUCAUUCCAGAAAACAACAUGUUCCUCAAUAAAAUAAAUGGUCGAGUGCAGGAAAUGCUAUUCCGAAGGUUGUCUGAAUUGUAUGACAGAAGACGACAGGCUAUCGUACAAAUCCCUCUGAUCAGCUGGUACUUUACGCAUGUGAUUCGCAAUAAUCCCAUACUCUUGUUUUCCACAAACGAAAACUUCUUCGUCUCUGAGACUAAUUUUGAUGAGGAGCUAUAUUUUGAGAUAUUUAAUAAGGCUGCAUCCGAUGCAUCCGACAUAAUAACAUCAAUUAAGUACCUUAACACAAUAAAUCAACUGAUAAAUUUACCACUAUCCCAGUAUCAUGUUGCUGCGUUACAGAAAUUUAGUGCCUCCAUAUUUUUGAAAUUGGCAUUUUUAUUUCAGUCCAAUAACAAAGGCACCAACAAAUUUUCGUACAGCGUGGAUAAAUUUGCCUGUUACAUGAUGAAAUUAGCAGCAAAAUUUGGUUUUUUGUCUGAUAAGCUUUUAGUUGUAGCGUAUUACUACAAAACAUCAAGAAUAUUGGAAGCUCUGUCUGUUUUAGAGAAGAUAAGGGUAAAGUUUGCAAAGCAGUCGCUAAUGUAUAAUAGAUCUGUAGAUGAAGAUCUGUAUAUUGCUGCUGUAGGAGGAAAAUCAUGGUCUACAAAGACUAGAGAGAGCGUUGCAAGGGAUGUCAGACUUUUCAAUGGAAUUAACUAUUUAAAUGAGCUUAUACCAGAACAACAGUUUAGUUUACGGAACAAAAAACUUACUUUACUUAUUCCACCAUUUGUAUUGUUUCACAUGCUAGAAAUCUUUUGCUACAGACUGGUUUACCCCAAAAAGGCCAACAACGCUUUAAGUACAUUAAAGAAUCUGAUCUGCGAGAAUAAGAACUUUAAGGUACCAUAUGCAAUUCUGGACAUAUCCUACCAGAUCCUGGGAAUUUGUCAGCAAGUCACAGGGAAUCUUGAAGAUGCUUUUUACUCAUAUCGAGAAUCUCUAAGGCAACAUCAGUUCAACAGAUUGAAAACUGCAACACUAUUUAGAAUGUGUACUAUAUUAUAUAGACUCAUCCACGAAAGAAGAAUGAGUUGA
Molecule: messenger RNA, 2043 nt
Organism: Saccostrea cuccullata (small rock oyster)
Lineage: Eukaryota; Metazoa; Mollusca; Bivalvia; Ostreida; Ostreidae
Exons: 1
Coding region: 1-2043 (680 amino acids)
Source: RefSeq, a predicted model, not a curated record